AUGCAGGUAACAGGUUACUCAGAGAUCAGUGAAAAAGCUGUUGCUGGGAAACAGGAACAAGUUCCAAACAGUUUAACAGCCGCAGACUUAGCUGCCGGGACUCAGGUCUGAGUGUGACCCACAUCAGACCACUUCACCUGUUGACACCUGUCCGUGUUUGUCCAGGUGAGCGCGGUGUGUCUGCUGCUGCUGAUGACCACGACCCUCCAUUCUGAAGCUGCUCCGACGGUCAACUGUAUGGGCUGUACUCCAGGUAACUGACAGUGCGACCGUUUCACUCGCAUUUGCAACUAAAACUAGAUGUCAACGUUGAAUAAGGGACCGUCUAUAAAUUACCGGUUGAUGUUCUCAGAAAAGGCUGUUUUCCUUCAAUAGAUUCACUGUCAUGUGACCAAAAGACCUCAAAUUGAUUUCUAAUAACAGUACUAAUAAAGGUUGGACAGGAAGUGAUGUCUGUCAGUCUGGGUCUGACUGUGCACGUGUGUGUGUGUGUGUGUGUGUGUGUGUGUGUGUGUGUGUGUGUGUGUGUGUGUGUGUGUGUGUGUGUGUGUGUGUGUGUGUGUGUGCAGGGUACUUCGUAAAGUGGACCUCUACACGCUCUCAGGGGGCAGCAGCUAAAGCUCGAUGUGUUCGUUGCACAGACUGCUCAGGUAAGCACACCUGUUCAUGAUGGUGGAAUCAGAACCUCAUUGGUCCUGAUGUGAAAAGUUCUCAGUGUCUGAUUAUCGACUUCUUUUCCUUUAGCUGCUGGUUUAGAAACUUUGGUCAAAUGUUCGGCAUCUGCCGACUCGGUCUGUGGAAAGAAAAGAGCCGAUGAAGUCCUACCGUCACAGGAACCUACAGAAACUGCAAACGUACCCACCUUCACCUCCACCCUCCCCUCCACCUCCACCUUAGACCCUACUCCUGAGAUGGAACGAAACAGAGCGCUCAUCAUCACUACAGGGUAAGCAGCUGUACUCAUCUUUAGUCUGAUAGAUGGCGCUGUUACUCGAACAAACAACCUUCCUGAUUUAAGUAGAGCCUCCGUUUGCAAAAGUAACAGCGACUCGAUGGUUCCUACAGCCUCUAAUGAGUCUCUGGAUUCUGGAUGAAGGUAUUUUGGACCGUUCCUCUAGAAUACAUCGACAGUUCGGUUAAGUUUGAUGGUUUCCGAACGAGGACAACCCGCUUCAAAUCGUCCCACAGAUUUUCAAUGAUCCCACUGAGCAGUUUUGGGUCUUAAAGACGUCUAAAUGUCGUCUAGACGACUGGUCUAAAAUCAGGCACAGGUCUAAAAAUGAAAAUUAUUUAGACAUCUAGAUCUAGACCAAAUUUAGACUAGCCGGCUCACAGAGGUCUACCUGUAUACUGCUCAAAAUUAUUCUGGUGAAGUACUUGGAGAUCACUUAUGAAACUCAAAUAGUUAUUAAAUAACAGGUUAAAGUGCAACGUCUGAAUUCUGUCCAAAAAUAUACAGAAUCUAGACGUUGAAAUUAGGUCUAAAAAAACUUAGAUGUCUAAUGUCCGUCUAUUGCUCAGUGGAAUAAUCAAGUCUGGGGACUGGGAUGGCCGUUCCAGAACAUUGUACUUGUUCCUCUGUGUCAACUUUGUGACGGAUCCUUGAACAUUAUUCUCAAGAAUUUGCUGAUAUUAAGUGGAAUCUAUGCCACCCUCAACUUAACAAGAUUCCCAGUUCCGGCACUGGUCCCACAGCCCCACAGCAACAGUGGGUAGCAAGUGUUUUUCUAGGAAUGCCGUGUUCUUUCGCCACCAUCCAUAACGCCGCUUGUUCUGCCAAAAUAACUCAAGUUCGGUUUCAUCAGUCCACCACUUUCCCGUACCUCAGGUGACUCUGUUCGUGGCGUUGGCUCAGAAAAGGCGAAGUGCGCUGAAUCGUUGAUCGACGCACAGCGACACCAUCUGCUCCGAGAUGAUCUUGUAGGUCUUUGGAGGUGGUCUGUGGGUUGUUCUUGACCUUUCCCACCAUCCUUUGCCUCUCUGAUAUUUUUCUUGGAAUGCCACUUCUGACCUUAACAAGAUCGGCGCCUGUAGCCUUCCACGUCCUCGCCACGUUCCUCACGGCGGAAACUCUGAGAUACCUUUUUGUAACCUUCUCCGGUAUCGACGAACUCUCUUCCUGUCUUUCAGGGUCAUCUUGGUGUUCGCUGUGCUGCUGUUUGGAUCGGUUCUGACCCUGCUGUCCUGCAGACGGCCCUGUUACAACAAACUCAAAGGUAACAAGACUCUCUCGACACACGCUAAGCCGCUCCUACUUCAUGACAAGCCCCUCCCACACUGUGAUGCACUUGUGUUCCCUACGCAGGUCUCGAUCCACUGUAACUGAAGUGGUUUCUAGUUUGAUCCAGUCUAAGAGACUCUCAGGGUCCAGAUUAAUUAUGCGACCUGACCCAGAUCUCCAGAACCCCGCCGAUUGUGGCUGCAGGACUACGGUCCAGGUGUUCAUCUAGUGUGUCCCUGUUUUGGUCUUCAGGAAACCCAAAAUUAACUCCAACCGUCCUCUUGGUAGAGAACUUUCUAGAACCUGACACAGGUGUGGGACAGGUGUGGUCACGUUGUUGUACAGGGUUAGUGCAGGUUAAUACAGUGGAAGUCCAGGUGUAGAGCAGAUGUAGGUCACACUUAGUCCAUGUCUUUAGGUCUAUCUCUGAUUAUCUCCCUGUCAAUCAUUUGUCCUGAACAGCAGCCCAGUUUAAGUUGUGUAACAGAAUAACAUGCUAUGACAUCACUUCCUGUUAGUUUUACUUCCUCUUCUUGACUGUGGGAUCUCUGAUGUUUUUAAAGACUUUAAGAGGAACUUUAAAGUUCCCUAAGGUCAGGUACCGAGGUACCGCGGCUCCAGCAGAGUCUGACCCGUACCUGGACAGGUGUUGUAGUCCAGUUGACCCUCAGACCUGGUCUGUUCAGACUGAAGGUGACCUGUUGGUGAAGUUUCUCAGCAGUCAGUUUGACGCUGUUUGA
Xyrichtys novacula (pearly razorfish) is the source of this 2961-nucleotide messenger RNA. The record is from the annotation of a GenBank genome assembly. NCBI's taxonomy places the organism in Eukaryota, Metazoa, Chordata, Actinopteri, Labriformes, Labridae.